CAGAUAUUGAUAGCCCACCGUGAUUGCUCAAAAUUGAGUAACCACGCAAACGCGCUUCCCUAGUUCCCCUUCCACCACUCAAACUCCCACCGAGAGCAUCCGAUUAGACAAGAAAAGCGAGCUAAUCGUCGUCCUCAAUGGAGAAAGCCGACGUCUUCUUGGGUUUACACGACUUCCUCGACCGGAUGAGGCAGUCGUCUGCCGCCGAUUUAGUCAAAUCCAUCAAAAGCUUCAUUGUUUCAUUUUCGAACAAUGCACCGGAUCCUGAAAGGGAUAGUGCUCUUGUACAUGAGUUUUUUGGCCAAAUGGAGGCAGCUUUCAGGGCUCAUCCGCUUUGGGCAGGCUGUUCGGAGGAGGAGUUAGAGAGUGCGGGCGAAGGCCUCGAGAAGUAUGUAAUGACAAAGUUAUUUACCCGUGUAUUUGCUUCACUUCCAGAUGAUGUAAAAGCUGAUGAACAACUUUCUGAGAAGAUGUCUUUGAUUCAACACUUCGUUCGUCCUGAAAAUUUGGAUAUUAAGCCACCCUUCCAGAAUGAAACAUCUUGGCUGCUUGCACAGAAAGAGCUACAGAAGAUCAAUAUGUACAAGGCACCAAGAGAUAAACUUGUGUGCAUCCUCAACUGUUGCAAGAUCAUAAACAAUUUACUGCUUAAUGCUUCUAUUGCUUCGAAUGAGAAUCCUCCUGGAGCUGAUGAAUUCCUUCCUGUUCUAAUUUAUGUUACCAUGAGGGCAAAUCCUCAACAGCUGCACUCAAAUUUGUUGUACAUACAGCGGUAUCGGCGUCCAUCUCGGUUGGUGGGGGAAGCAGCAUAUUUUUUUACAAACAUGCUUUCUGCAGAGUCUUUCAUAUCCAACAUUACUCCAACAUCUAUCUCAAUGGAAGAAACUGAGUAUGAAAAGAACAUGGAAUUGGCUCGAGCACUUGUCUCAACAGGUCCUUCAACUGAAGGUGUUACAACACUAGGUGCAAGUAAUAUUGUCAAACCUGAAUUCAGGCAUCAUCAGGCUUUGCAGGAGAGGAACUCUUCACUUCUACCCAGAACUGCAGAGACUAGGUCUAGAACUAAGGAUGCAGAAAGUUCAAAAGACGAGGUAUCGUCAUUGGAUAAGGUUCCGUCGCUGUCGGAUAUAGAGAACAGAGGAGCUGCUCUCAUUUUGAAGGAGGACAUGGCAAGUCAAGUUUUUCGAGAGUACCCGUACUUGUAUUCUCAAGUUGGUGAUCUAACAAUCAAUGACGUGGAAGAGCUGCUGAACUCCUACAAACAGCUGGUUUUCAAGUACGUUUGUGUCUGUAAAGGUCUGGGUCGUGGUGGUGGAGAUGGUGGCGAAUCUCUUCUUUCCAGCUCCAGUAAUCGAGAAACUGUGCAGAACAAUGUGGAACCCUUGAAGAACCGUCAAGAGGCUGAAACAGUAGUAGAACAGAGUUUUGAGCAUGACAAACAAGAUAACAGUUUGAUUGCAGAAUCAAAGCCUCUGGAUAUCGAUCCAUUGGCAAGUAAAAAUGAGGAGCAUGAAGAGGCAGAGCCAGGAAAGCAUGAAAACCCAGAGGAAAGAGUGGCUCCUGAGUAGGAAUCGGCGAAAAUCUCGGUCAUAUAGCUCAUUGAGAAAUCACUUUUGCACACAAGGGUGAUAAGAACCUGGGCGAGCAUAUGUUUUAACAUUUUACAGUUGGCACUUGGCACAAGCUUUAUUAUUGAUGAUACAAAUGUUUCGACUUUCGAGCUAUUCGUGUUGGGUAUAACGUGUUCUAAAGUUGUUGUUAGUUCAACACUUCAACUAGCGUUUUGUGUUUAGUAAUGUUGUUAACUGGUUGCAGAUGUAACGUGAUCAUAGCUCAGUUCUGUACUAUGUUUCCCUGGCAUUUCCCCCCAAACUACUGUGACCUGGUACCAAAAUAUAAUUCUUAUUAUCACUCUACUAGUAAAAUUUCC
This is a messenger RNA of Linum tenue, 1930 nucleotides long. The record is from the annotation of a GenBank genome assembly. NCBI's taxonomy places the organism in Eukaryota, Viridiplantae, Streptophyta, Magnoliopsida, Malpighiales, Linaceae.